This is a messenger RNA of Cuscuta europaea, 1221 nucleotides long. The record is from the annotation of a GenBank genome assembly. NCBI's taxonomy places the organism in Eukaryota, Viridiplantae, Streptophyta, Magnoliopsida, Solanales, Convolvulaceae.
CUAAUUGAAUUAACUUUGUUUACUUUAUUUGUGUGUGUUUCUUUAGCAAUUGAGUUUUGAAGUAAUUGAAUUUUUGAAAUAAUUCAUUUAAUAGACAUUUGUGAAAAUCAAAAAAUGCCUAAAAUGAGUCAUAAUUUGAAUAGGUGAUUUUUUUUGACAAUUCAAUUAUUUGAAUUGGAAUUCGAAUAUUCGAAAUCGAAUAUUCGAAUAUGAAUAUACUCAAAUACAAUAUACGAAUCGAAUAUGAAUCUAUUGUAAGAUUAGAAUAAUAUCCGAAUACGAAUACGAAUAUUCGUCAAUUUAUACGAAUAAUAUUGCUCACUAUUCGAUUCGAUUCGUUUACCACCCUAGCCAUAAUUGCAUACCACUUAGAAUAGAUAGUAGUAUUAACUUCACAGUCCGCCACGAACCUUCCUAAAAAAGUGUCACGAACCAAAAGCAAUCAAUCCACCAACGAAGCCCACCGUUUUUUACCAACAAAGCCACUUUUUUCACCGACCCUAUUUUUAGACCCAAUUUCUCUCUGGCCCCUCCCCCGCGGCCCGCCUCAAUCACAUCGCCUUCCACAAAAUCAGGAAACGGAAUUCCUUGAUUCUCCGCCGAAAUGGCCGAAUCGUCACCGUCAAAGGAAGAAUCACUGGAUGCACCACUCCACACAAUCGGCUUCGAGAUCGGCGACCUCUCCCCGGAGAAAGUCACCGGGCGGCUGCAGGUCACCCCCAAGUGCUGCCAGCCUUUCAAGGUGCUGCACGGCGGGGUUUCUGCGCUCAUAGCGGAGGCGCUGGCUAGCAUCGGCGCGCACAUGGCGUCCGGCUUCAGGAGAGUCGCCGGGGUUCACCUAAGCAUCCACCACCUCAGGCCCGCCCGCGUCGGCGACGCCCUUCUCGCCGAGGCGACGCCGGUGAACGCCGGGAGGACUAUUCAGGUUUGGGGGGUGAAUAUUUGGAAGGCCGCCGGUGAAGGCUGCGGCGAAGAGAAGGGAGUUCUGAUAUCGUCGGCCAGAGUGACUGUGAUGGCGAACAUGCAUGUACCGGAACACGCCAGAGACGCUGCUGAGAAUCUCAAGAAAUAUGCCAAAUUAUAAUAAACUAGUAAACUCACCCGUGUCAAAUUUAUGUGUGCUUAGUGAUUCAAAUUCCACUAUCAAUUAAUGUCAUCAUCUAUCUUAUCUUCAUGUAAUACUAAUAUACAUAAAAGCAUUAAACGAAACACACUUAUUAU